Molecule: messenger RNA, 1131 nt
Organism: Teleopsis dalmanni
Lineage: Eukaryota; Metazoa; Arthropoda; Insecta; Diptera; Diopsidae
Gene: Rab2
Product: ras-related protein Rab-2A
Exons: 6
Coding region: 179-820 (213 amino acids)
Cellular component (GO): Golgi apparatus
Molecular function (GO): GTPase activity; GTP binding
Source: RefSeq, a predicted model, not a curated record
UUUAUACAUAUACAUUAGUCGAACAAAGCAAAAGCAGUCAAGCAAUUGUGAAAAAUUAAGUCAUAAGUAAAGGCUGCAGAAAGUGAAUUGUGGAAAUUGCGUAUCAAUUAGAAAUAAUUUCAAUCUGAAAAACUUGUUUAUUUUGUGAUAUUUAUUAUAGAAAAGAAACAUCCAAAACAUGUCGUAUGCUUAUUUAUUCAAAUACAUAAUUAUUGGUGAUACGGGUGUCGGAAAAUCAUGCCUGCUUUUGCAGUUUACUGAUAAACGUUUCCAACCCGUGCAUGAUUUAACUAUUGGCGUAGAAUUCGGUGCUCGUAUGAUAACCAUUGAGGGUAAACAAAUAAAAUUACAGAUAUGGGACACCGCUGGACAGGAAGCAUUUAGGUCAAUUACGAGAUCCUAUUACCGUGGAGCAGCAGGAGCUUUACUAGUUUACGAUAUCACUCGUCGAGAAACGUUUAAUCAUUUAACUACAUGGCUGGAAGAUGCUCGUCAACAUUCAAAUUCAAAUAUGGUGAUUAUGCUUAUUGGCAAUAAGAGUGAUUUAGAUUCUCGACGUGAAGUGAAAAAAGAGGAAGGAGAUGCUUUUGCACGUGAGCAUGGUCUUAUAUUUAUGGAGACUUCAGCACGUACAGCAGCCAAUGUAGAAGAGGCGUUCAUAAACACUGCAAAGGAAAUUUACGAUAAAAUACAAGAAGGCGUAUUUGAUAUAAAUAAUGAGGCGAAUGGUAUCAAAAUCGGACAACAGCAUUCCCCAACAAAUCCAUCACUGCCUGGUUCUGGUAACCAAGCUGGAGCAGCUGGUAGUGGUUGUUGUUAAAAAAUAGUUGUCUGUGGUUGCAUUAGUUACUAUUUCUUAUCCAUUUAACUAACAACCUUUGAUUUUAUACCUUAAGUAAAGCAAGCUGAAAAACUAGAAUUUCACACUUGUUUUUUCUAGUAACUUAUUAAAGUAUACAUAUUAUAUAUAUGUGUAUACCAUAAAGAAAUUAAAGACGUAAAUAAUUCGGAAAUCUAAAUACGAAUUAAAAAUCAAAAUAAAUUUACUGCGUAAUGGAAACUUAACCAAAUAACGAAAAUAACUUCAAAGAUAAUUGUACAAGAGUUUUAAUAAAUUGUAUUAUUUAAAAA